Molecule: messenger RNA, 4457 nt
Organism: Ostrea edulis (European flat oyster)
Lineage: Eukaryota; Metazoa; Mollusca; Bivalvia; Ostreida; Ostreidae
Product: CBY1-interacting BAR domain-containing protein 1-like
Exons: 9
Coding region: 85-1275 (396 amino acids)
Biological process (GO): cilium assembly
Cellular component (GO): ciliary basal body; ciliary transition zone
Source: RefSeq, a predicted model, not a curated record
AUUUCUUAGAAACAACAUUUAGUGGGUAUGAGGAAUUUUAGAGGUUUUUCGGUUCGGUCAGGUUUUUAAAAGACAUCAGAUACAAUGAGUAGGACGGGGGCAGAGAUACGUGCGAGCAAACAAAAGCCAAGCCAAGGAAGUUGGAUUAAACGAAUGAUGGGUAAUGAUUCUAAAGCACAGACCAGUGCUGGUACCUUGAGGGAGACAAAAGCUAAACAGAUACAAGAGCGCAUAAGUCAGGUGGAGAGGCACUUUGGUCAGCUUUGCGAUGAUAUGGCUUCAUACACGCGGAAGUGUGCCCGUCUCAGGGACAAAGGUGAUCAGAUAGCCAAGGAUUUGGUGGACUAUACAGAGGCAGAAACCUCGAACCCAAGCAUGGUCAGGUCAUUAUCCGAGUUUGCUUCCAAUCUGGCGACAGUGCAAGACUACAGACAAGCUCAGGUUACAAGGCUGGAGUCUAAAGUCCUGACACCUCUAGCGAAUUAUGGUCUAAAAUGUAAACAUGCAAAAAAUGACAUUAAGGAGGGUGUGAAAACACAAGACCUAGAAUUAAAUACGCGCAAGAAGUUGGACAGGCUGCGACAAAAAUCACCUGCUGACCGAGCUCAGCUGACAAUGGCUGAAACAGAGCUGCAGAAGGCUAGCGUCAAGGCCUCAGCCGUGACAAAAAAUCUAGAACAGCUGAUAGAUAAAUUUGAAGAAGAGAAAUUGAAAGAUUUAAAGAGGGUGUUGACUGACUUUGUCAACAUUGAGAUGAUCUACCAUGCCAAAGCGUUGGAGAUGUACACAGAAUGCUUUCAGAAUAUUAAAACAUUCGACGUGGAGGAGGAUAUAGAGGAAUUCAGGUCCAAAAUGCAGCCGUCGAAUUCUGCCAACAGAAUGAACAUGGUGAGAUCCUCCUCGUACACCUCUCUGGAGUCGGCUGAUGACCAACGGAUAACAUCCAAUAUCCGACGGCAGCAGUCGGCCCCCAGCAGCCGCAAUGUCACACCCACCAAAUCUGCUAAUAACAGUGCCUUAACCUCACCCCUGAGAGCCACAUCAGACUCCAGGAAUGGAUUAGAUAAUGAAGAAACAGAAGAGGAGGAGGAUGAGGAGGAGGAAUCUGAAGAAGAUGAUGAUGAUGACGAUGAUGAUGAUGAUGAAUACACAGAGACAGAAACAGCACGAACAGAAACAGCCAGAUCCACAGCACGAACAGACAAACCAAAAGUGCAGUCAGAAAGAACUGUAAUCAAACCCCCGUCUAGUCUGAUCAAAAAGGUGUCCCAAUGAUUUCAUUUUUAGCUGUUAAUUUAUUAUGGAAAGUCAGCAGUCUUUUGGCUCUAGUUAUAAAAUCUGCUCUUUCCUAAAGUGCUGUAUGAAGACUGCUCUACUACAUGUAAUCCGUUUUCAUGAUAUUUAAAAUGUGCAGUUUUGUGUGACAUUGGGUGUUUCAGACAGCAUUUAACCUUGUUUAUGAACAUCGGAAGACUAUGCAAUAUUAUGUAAAAAGUACUUACAAGGUAUGCAUCAAAUUUGUAUUGCAUUUAAGUUUAAGAUAUGUCUUGCUGUUGGAAACAAAAAGCGUACAAUGAUAGUUCUGUGUACAUGUAUAAAUAUAUUGUAUUUACCAACACCAGUACUGUAGAUGUAUCUAACUUGGGGAUAUACAAAUCACAAUGAAAUGCAUUGGUGCUCAUGUAAACCGAUAAAACUGAAAGUACAUGGUUCAUCCAUGGUUCUCUGUAUUGAAUGCAAUUUUAUCUAUGUAAUAAUUACAUGCAUGUAAUUCACAUAUAUCCGUCCAGCAUUUAGUUCAGUGGUUGUAUAAUGUGAGUUUAAAUUUUGUUUUUUUUCAUGAAUUCUAAUUAUGCAUGUACACCUUGUCUUCGUAGGGAGCUGUUCUAACGGUUUUAAGUGUAGGAGACUGCAGAAUGAGAGGUUCUCUCUCUGUGUGUUUAUCCGGCGUCCAUGAACGUGUAUUUUAGUAGGAGAAUUUUUCUGAAUAUUACCAUUCAUGUUUGUAAUAAAAUGUCAAAUUGCCCUUGAAAGGCAAAAGUUAUUCUGAAAAAUGAAUGUUUAAAGAAAAUCUCAGGAAAUCCAGAUCUGUACUUUCCUUUCACUAGUACAUGCUUCCAUACUGUUUAGAUCCGCCACCAGGAACUGUUUGGGUGUGGUGGGUUUUUUUCUUAUUUAUAAUUGUUUGGGUCCUACUUCUCACUAUUUUAUCACUUUAGUGCAAUUUUUGAUAUGCCCAAUCAAAAGGCGAUGGUUCAGAAAUACAUGUAUAGUGGUUUUUAAAACAGUGGAAUAUUUGCUUAGGCAAAAAAGGACAACAAAUAUUGUUAAGAUCAGAUUGUUUUGUCAGUGUAAAGUGAACGAAACCAGAGGAGGGGGGGGGGGGUCAUUUUAGAUAUUAAAGGAAUACCAGUUUCAAAAUUGAACAAGUAAGAAAUAACUGUUACCUAAGAGAAAAAAGAGGUAAUCAUUCAUCUGGAACACUUCAAUCAUUACCAUGUCUUUGAACAAGUGGGUAGAACACUGUGAUUAUUGCUGUGGUCCUAAACAAGUAAGUAGAACACUGUGAUCAUUGCUGUGGUCCCAAACAAGCUGAUGGAACUCUUCAAUCAUUGAUGUGGUCUUUUAUGAAGAAAAAAGGUAUAUGUCAUGUAUUGAUGCCAAUUAUACUUGUUCAAUUGAUGCUGGUAAAACUGGUUCAGUUGAUGCUGGUAAAACUGGUUCAGUUGAUGCUGGUAAAACUGGUUCAGUUGAUGCCAGUUUGUUCAAUGAACAUGCUGGUAAAACAUGUUCGGUAAUGUAAGUGGUCACCUGUUCUGUAUUUCUGAACCAUUUCCUUUACACCUUGCCACAUACUAACACAGCACACAUUCUCACCUGUGUGUAUCUAUCAGUUGUGUUAACAUUGAUGUUGUUUUUAUGCAAUUAGUGUUUUGUGUUGAUUUUCUGAAGAACAUAUUUUACAUCUCUGCAGCAAUUUGAGAAGAAAAAAAUGUUCACAUCUGAAUUUUUGAGUCCCCGAUCUCGGAAUCGGAUGUAGUAUUGCUUGUAUAGGUUAAACAUUAAAUGAAAAAUAAAUUUAAUAUUAUUUUGGACAAUUCUAAUUACAGUACAGUCUUAAAUUUAAAAAUUUAGAUAUCAGUUGCCAAGUUGAUCGAAAAUUCGGCCCUGCCAGAGUUAACUAGUUUAUGGUUUCCCUGCACAAUUAUUUAUGUCUAGCACCAUAUUACGCACAUUUCUCUCGAUUGCAGACUAUACGUCAGUCAUAUACAUCUAAGGUCAGGGAAAAUGUCUAGCUCUUUCAAAUUCAUUUAUCUGCAUUUUGUCCAAAUCUUGUUAUGUUAUGACUAUGUUAAGCAAAAUCUUUAUUCCAUGAUUUUGAAAAAGUGCUUAUGAAUUUCUCCGAUCUUUUGUCUUUGAUUAUAACUAUUUGUUAGAUACUUAGUAAUAAAUAGGGCAUUUUUACUUCCGUUACCACAGUGACAGUGUGGCCGAUCAAUGCAUGGCUUAAGCUUCGCAUUAUGGAUUUAUUACACAACUGUUUCUUCAAGGGUUUUGUUCUCAACAUAUGUUAAUUGGACAGUUACAUACAGCAUCUCAUUCAUUAUAUUGGGUUUGAGCAGGUAUAUAUUUGAACUAUUCAAGUUUUGAAUUUUUAUUGAAAACAUUAUCUCACAAGUAUUUUCCAAGAUACAAUACCGACAUUGUUUUAAUAAUUACACGUAUCUUUGAUUUUUUUAUCCCCUCGUAAUUCAUUGCAAGAGGUGGUUUAGUAGUGGGACUGUUCGUGUGUGAGUAACACUGGGCUUGUAGACUAUCUACAGGCCACAUAUUUUUGCUCGACAGAUUUCAUACUUCACAUGUAGUUUUGUUAUCUAGAGAGGAAAAGUCCUACUGAUUUUUGGGGUGUCGAGGUCACUAUAAGAUUUCAUAGAAGAAGUUUAUAGACACUCAACAGGCCACUUUUUCUUUUUUUUUUUUUGCUCAAUCGAUUUCGUUCGUACUUUGUAUGUAGCUUUGUUCUCAAAAGAGGAAGAAUGCUAUUGAGUAUGAGGUCAAUAGGUCAAGGUCACUAAAGGACCUCUUAGAAGAAGCUUGUAGACACUCAUUGCGAGGGGAUAUGCACUGCCUUGCGGGAGCUCGUUUGUACAUGUUGUAUGUUAUUACUAAGUAUGUAAUAAACAGGAUAAAGUUAAAACCCUAUCUCGCUCCGUAUCAAUCUUUGACCAAUAUCAUAUUGGGUGUAUAGGGGUUGUGAUAUAGAAAAGGGCAUGAAUUAUAUUAAAAAAAAUAAAAGACAGUAUGUAAUUUUCUCUCUGUAUAAACUGUUAUUGAUUAUACAUUAUUUUCACUCAAUCUCACUGUGUUAAAGGAAACGGCACGUGUCUGUGAUAUUGUAACAGAAUCUACCCACAAUGAUUGUUAAAAAAGCAGUUCAAUAAAAAGUUAUACCAUCA